AUGGUUGUCUCUAUUCUCGAUUAUGGGAGCGGAAACGUACGCUCUUUAGUCAAUGCUAUUCAACACUUGGGAUACGAAGUAGAUUGGAUUCGAAAUCCCGACGAAAUUGAGAAAGCUGAGUGCUUGAUUUUCCCUGGCGUGGGUAAUUUUGGCUUUGUUUGCGAAUCUCUAGCAAAAGAAGGAUAUCUUGAACCGUUGCGCAAAUAUGCGCUCUCUGGAAAGUUGUUUAUGGCUGUAUGUGUCGGUAUUCAAGCUUUAUUCGAAGGUUCGGUAGAAGCACCUGAAUACAAGGGUCUUGGUAUUUUCCCUGGUAUGGUGCAGAAGUUUAAUAGCAAGGACAAGACUGUCCCUCACAUUGGAUGGAAUUCCUGUGCUGUUCGUUCCAAUACCCAAAAAGAAUACUACGGCUUAAAACCCCAUGACAAAUUCUACUUUGUCCAUUCCUACAUGAUUCCCGCUACGAAUUUGCAGCUUCCUAGUGAUUUUCAUGUGGCUACAACUCGCUACGGUGAUGAAAUGUUUGUGGGUGCUAUUAUGAAGAAAAAUUUCCUUGCUACACAAUUUCACCCGGAAAAAAGUGGUGCUGCUGGUUUACGCUGUAUACAAGCUUUCUUAUCUGGAAAUUAUGAAAAGCCCAUUAGUGGCAUGGACACUCAAUUGCUAGAAAACGCUGCCGGAGGUUUGACAAAGCGUGUCAUUGCUUGUCUUGAUGUCCGUUCGAACGAUGCUGGCGAUCUCGUUGUUACCAAAGGUGAUCAAUACGACGUUCGCGAGAAAGCUAAUGCUGGUGGCGAAGUUCGAAACCUCGGAAAACCUGUUGAACUAUGUCAACGCUAUUUUGAAGAAGGUGCCGAUGAAGUUGUUUUCUUAAAUAUCACCUCAUUUCGCAAUUGUCCGUUAGUAGAUGCUCCUAUGCUUCAAGUGCUCGCUAAAGCUGCUCAAACCGUUUUCGUUCCUUUGACUGUUGGUGGUGGUAUCCGUGAAAUCAUUGAUCCUGAUGGUACAGUGCAUUCCGCUGUUGAAGUAGCAGGCACUUAUUUCCGUUCGGGUGCCGACAAGGUGUCCAUCGGCAGUGAUGCUGUAUAUGCUGCUGAGCAAUAUUAUGCUAAUGACCAAAAACUGACUCGAACCACCGCUAUCGAGACCAUUUCUGCUGCAUACGGUUGUCAGGCUGUUGUUAUUUCCAUUGAUCCUAAGCGCCAGUAUGUCAAAAGCCCUGAUGAGACCAAGCAUCAUGCCAUCAAAACUCCCCAUCUUGGUCCAAACGGAGAAGAAUAUGCUUGGUAUCAAUGUACCGUAAAGGGUGGAAGGGAAUAUCGUGAUAUGGAUGUUGUUGAAUUAGCUAGGGCAUGCGAAGCUAUGGGAGCUGGUGAAGUCCUUUUGAACUGCAUGGAUCAAGAUGGUUCAAAUGCUGGAUAUGACAUAGAACUAGUCCGUCUCGUUAAGGGAUCCGUCAACAUUCCCGUUAUUGCUUCUAGCGGUGCAGGCGUUUCUGAACAUUUCGAGCAAGUAUUUAAGGAAACCGAUUGUGAUGCGGCUCUUGCUGCUGGUAUAUUCCACCGCAAAACUUGCAGUAUUGAACAUGUAAAAGAACAUCUUCAAAAUUCAAACGUUCUUGUGCGAUUUUAAUGAUGGCUACUGGUAACAUUUUGAGACCUUUCUUUUCUUUUCCCUUUCUUUUUUUUGAUUUAAGGCCCCAUAGAAGUAUGUACAAUAGGAAUUGUUUAUUAGAAUAUUCUUUUAGUUAUCGACAAUAAGAAAUUAAUUAGUCUUUAUGAG
Molecule: messenger RNA, 1779 nt
Organism: Schizosaccharomyces cryophilus OY26
Lineage: Eukaryota; Fungi; Ascomycota; Schizosaccharomycetes; Schizosaccharomycetales; Schizosaccharomycetaceae
Product: imidazoleglycerol-phosphate synthase
Exons: 2
Coding region: 1-1629 (542 amino acids)
Biological process (GO): L-histidine biosynthetic process
Molecular function (GO): oxo-acid-lyase activity; imidazoleglycerol-phosphate synthase activity
Source: RefSeq, a predicted model, not a curated record